Molecule: messenger RNA, 2342 nt
Organism: Eutrema salsugineum
Lineage: Eukaryota; Viridiplantae; Streptophyta; Magnoliopsida; Brassicales; Brassicaceae
Product: receptor like protein 3
Molecular function (GO): protein binding
Source: RefSeq, a predicted model, not a curated record
UCGGUUUCUUGUCUGGUUCUUGAUCUCACCAAGAUGAAUGAGAACAUGAGAUCCAAAGCCCAAAGUCUUGUGAGAGCUUCAUCAACCAUACGACCAACACCCCUUCAGUGUGUUCUUUUUCUGUUUAUUACAGUUUCAGAGGCUGUCUGCAACCCGCAAGAUCGAGAAUCUUUACUCUGGUUCUCUGGAAACGUUUCUUCUUCUUCUUCUGUUUCUCCUCUGAAUUGGAAUCCUUCCAUUGAUUGUUGCUCAUGGGAAGGAAUAACCUGCAGCAAUUACUCCCUGAGUAGCCGGAUCACUGCAAUCUCCUUGCCUUUUAGAGGACUAUACGGCAAAUUCCCUUUGUCUCUUCUCCAUCUCCACCAUCUCUCUCAACUCAAUCUUUCCCAUAACCGUCUCUUAGGUCCUCUCCCGCCGGAUUUUCUCUCAUCCCUUGAUCUUCUCGUAGUACUUGAUCUUAGUUACAACAGCUUCACUGGUGAGUUGCCACUUGAACAAGCAUUUGUAAAUGGAAGCAACAGAAUCUUCCCGAUUCAGACUGUUGAUCUGUCAAGCAAUUUUCUCCGAGGCAAAAUCAUCGCUACUUCUGUUUUUCUCCAGGGUGCUUUCAACUUGACCAGUUUCAAUGUCAGCAACAACAGCUUCACAGGUCCAAUCCCUUCGUUCAUGUGCAAGAGUUUACCGCAGCUCAGCAAACUGGAUUUCUCCUAUAACGAUUUUACAGGCAACAUCUCCCAAGGAUUAGGCAGAUGUUUGAGGCUAAGUGUUCUACGAGCAGGCUUCAACAAUCUCUCUGGCGAAAUCCCAAAUGAAAUCUAUAAUCUUUCCGAGCUCGAGGAACUCUCUCUGCCAGUCAAUCAUCUUUCUGGAAAGAUCGAUGACGAUAUCUCCCGGCUCAAGAAACUUACCAUGCUUGACCUUUACUUCAAUCACCUUGAAGGAGAAAUACCAGUCGGCAUAGGCAACCUCUCGAGCCUGCGCAGCCUCCAGCUCCAUAUAAAUAACCUCAUUGGCUUGGUCCCGCUUUCUCUCGCAAACUGCACCAAUCUUGUCAGUUUAAAUUUGAGGGUCAAUCGGCUGAGAGGAAGCUUAACAGAGCUCGAUUUUUCUCAGUUUCAGAGUCUUAGCAUUCUAGAUCUCGGAAAUAAUAGCUUCACUGGUGAUUUUCCGGAAAAGGUUUUCUCCUGCAAAUCGCUCACGGCGAUCAGAUUUGCAGGCAACAAGUUCACGGGACAGAUUCCGUCUCAAGUGCUGGAACUUGAGUCCUUGUCAUUCCUGUCUUUUUCAGACAAUAAAUUAACAAACAUUACAGGCGCUCUAAGCAUCCUGCAGGGCUGCAGGAAACUGUCCACUCUCGUCAUGGCAAAGAACUUCUACGACGAAACAGUUCCAAGCAACGCAGACUUUCUUGCACCAGAUGGAUUCCCUAAACUCCAAAUAUUUGGCAUCGGUGGAUGUAGAUUGAAAGGUGAAAUACCAGCUUGGCUGAUCAAAUGUAACAACUUAGCAGCCAUGGAUUUGUCACACAACCAGCUUCUAGGGUCAAUUCCUGGUUGGUUGGGAACUCUCCCCAACCUUUUCUACAUCGAUCUCUCAGAUAACCAACUUUCAGGAGAGCUUCCAAAGGAAAUAUUUCAACUAAAGGCUCUAAUAUCCCAAAAUGCCUAUCACGCAAUAGAGAAGAACUAUCUACAGCUGCCAGUUUUUGUCAAUCCCGCUAAUGUUACCACCAAUCAGCAAUACAAUCAGCUGUCUAGCCUCCCACCUGGGAUCUACAUCAGACGGAAUAAACUUACCGGAAGUAUACCAGUCGAGGUUGGCCAGUUAAACCUUCAUGACCUAAAGCUUCAUCACAACAAUUUGUCUGGCAGCAUCCCUGAUGAAUUGUCAAAGCUCACCAACUUGGAGGCACUAGACCUGUCCAACAAUAAUCUAUCUGGUGGAAUCCCUUGGUCGCUAAAAGGUCUCCACUUCAUGUCCUAUUUCAAUGUGGCCAACAAUAGCCUGGAAGGGCCAAUACCCACAGGAAGUCAGUUUGAUACUUUUCCAAAAGCACAUUUUGAAGGAAACCCUUUGUUGUGCGGUGGUGUACUGCUUUCUUCCUGCAAGGCUCCACCUCAGCCGCCUGCUACAACCACGGAUGAAGAGGAUACAGAGGAGUUAAAAAGAACGUUUUUCGUAGGGGUUGUCAUUGGGUUUUUUGUUUCCUACUGUUUUUACUGGUGCUUGUUUGCUAUGCGAUGGGCAUAAUAAUAAAGAUCCAUUGCUUAAUUUGACUAAGUAUCUAUUUCCACAGGUAAAAUAAACUGAAAGUGUAUUCAUUUUAAUCUCUUUGAUCUGUA